Mycena indigotica is the source of this 1572-nucleotide messenger RNA. Its product is annotated as Flavin-dependent halogenase armH5. The record is from RefSeq and is a predicted model, not a curated record. Gene Ontology annotation, molecular function: catalytic activity; FAD binding. The coding region runs from base 1 to 1572 and encodes 523 amino acids. The transcript is spliced from 8 exons. NCBI's taxonomy places the organism in Eukaryota, Fungi, Basidiomycota, Agaricomycetes, Agaricales, Mycenaceae.
AUGUCUAGCCACGCAAUUCCCGCUAAGACGACUGUCCUGGUGAUCGGUGGAGGUCCCGGGGGAAGCUAUGCGUCGACAGUACUUGCUAGAGAGGGCAUAUCCGUUGUCCUACUCGAGGCUGCGAAGCAUCCCCGAGACCAUAUUGGCGAGAGCAUGCUCCCGUCCCUCAGACACUAUCUGCGCUUUAUUGGACUCGAAGAAACAUUUGAGGCGCAUGGUUUUCAACAUAAGCCCGGCGCCUGCUUUCGAUUCGCCCAAGAUGAUGUAGACUAUUACACCGACUUCUCAACCUUGGGCCCUGGCCGCACAACCUGGAAUGUUGUACGGUCGGAGGCGGAUGAGCUUCUUCUUCGUUAUGCUACCUCCCAAUCCGCUCAAGUCUUUGAGGAGACCCGUGUCGAAUGGCUUGAUUUCGAUGGAUCGCGUCCCAUACGUGCUCACUGGACUCGCAAAUCUGGCUCGCGCGGCUCAAUUGAGUUCGACUGGCUAAUUGACGCCUCUGGGCGCCAGAGCAUCAUGGCCACCAAAUACCUGAAGAACCGGAUUGUUCGAGACGCACUUCGCAACGUUGCUGUCUACGGCUAUUGGAGAGGCGCAGCUAUCUUCAACGAAGGUGGGCCGCGACAUGGGGCGCCGUUAUUUGAAUGCCUGUCAGACAAACUUGGCUGGGCGUGGUUCAUCCCGCUCCACAAUGGGACUACCUCUGUAGGCGUUGUCAUGCAUCAAGACAACUCAACGAGCAAGAAGAAAGACAGUGGACUCGCGCUUGAGGCACACUAUCUCGAUCAGCUCAAAUUGGCUCCUGGAAUUCUGGAGCUUCUCAAGGAUGGGGAAUUUGUCGUGGGAAGUGUAAAGAGUGUAGGAGACUCGAGCUAUUACGCGUCGUCUUAUGCGGGUGACCACUAUCGACUGGUGGGUGAUGCUGCAGCGUUUAUCGACCCACUCUUCUCAUCUGGCUUCCAUAUGGCGCUGACAGGCGGACUCUCUGCCGCUGCUACAAUCCUCGCGUCCUCAAAAGGACAGGUCAGCGAGGUCGAGACCCAGCAUUGGCAUACGACCAAGAUCGCAAUCGCCCAGACGAGAUUCCUGAUGGUUGUACUCAUUGCGUAUCGUCAAAUGCAGAGCAACCCAAGGAUGCUGGGGGCGUUGCGUAUGGAACAAUAUGGGGAAGCCUAUGACGUGUUCAGACCAGGCACGAAAGUCUUCAAGCUGCUCUUCACGAACGCUAAUCACAUUGAAAUAGUGUACCAAGGCGAAAAAGACACCUCCAACGACCUCCUCAAUACGGAAGAAAGCAUCAUCGCAGACUCGCAACUGAGCAAUCUCGUCGACUUUUCACGACAAUUUUUCCAGAUCUCGUCGGAUGAGGUUAAAGAGAAGCCUCAGCACAUUGUAGACAUGCAAGAGCUCAACCAUCUCAUUGAUUCGGAGGAUGACGACGCAAGAGAGCUUUUGCGGCGAUUGAAGAUGACUGCUUUGAGGAAUGACACGAGCGAAGAUACGCAUGAUACUAUCAAUGGCCUGUCAAUUCGAUUUGAGCGAGGACAUCUGGGGUUGAUACGUACUGAGUAG